Penicillium riverlandense is the source of this 693-nucleotide messenger RNA. RefSeq names its product chromatin modification-related protein EAF6/MEAF6. The transcript has 2 exons. The record is from RefSeq and is a predicted model, not a curated record. Gene Ontology annotation, cellular component: NuA4 histone acetyltransferase complex. The coding region runs from base 1 to 693 and encodes 230 amino acids. Lineage: Eukaryota; Fungi; Ascomycota; Eurotiomycetes; Eurotiales; Aspergillaceae.
AUGGCGGACACUACCUCCGCCACCGCCGCGCCCACGGCCAACGGCACCGCGGCUCCGGCAGGCGGCACAAGCACAGGGGGCGCGAAUGCGCCCGCGGACCAGAACGGGACGAAUCGCGGGCUGCCAUACUAUGAAAAGCUGCGACGGGAACUGCGAGACUCAUUGCAGAAGAAGCGAUUGAUGGACAAGACCAUGGCUCAACUCGAAGACCAAAUCUUCCGCUUCGAACAAUCCUACCUCGAAGAGACCACAGCCGGAAACAUCAUCAAAGGCUUCGACAACUACAUCAAGGGCUCAUCCAGCGGAAGCAGCCUCGGCGCGUCGGGGCUGGGUCUCUCUUCGAGUGUGGGUGGGCGGCGGAAAGCCCAAGUCACCGAUUCAGAUCGGGUCUUCUCGCGCAGCUCUGCAAGUUACAUGGUCGACUCCCCCGGUCCGUCCUCUGCACAAACCACGCCGUCCCACGCAGCCACGCCGACGUCCACGCCUGGUGGAAAUAUGUCUUCUUCCAAGAAUAACGGCGAUGUGUCUUCGACUGCCUCGGGUAUGAAAGCCGCGGCGGGGUCGUCGAAGAAUAAGAAGAAGGGUGGCGGCGGUGGGUCUAAGAAUACGAAGGGGAAAGCUUUUGAUGAUUCAGAUGAUGCUGGGGAGAAGCCGCCUGUUAAGCGCUUGAAGAUCAGCUAUGGGAGAGAUUGA